This is a messenger RNA of Impatiens glandulifera, 635 nucleotides long. Its product is annotated as EG45-like domain containing protein. Gene Ontology annotation, cellular component: cell wall; apoplast. The transcript has 3 exons. Gene Ontology annotation, biological process: systemic acquired resistance. Lineage: Eukaryota; Viridiplantae; Streptophyta; Magnoliopsida; Ericales; Balsaminaceae. The coding region runs from base 57 to 458 and encodes 133 amino acids. The record is from RefSeq and is a predicted model, not a curated record.
AUAAACUAACCCAUCCCACCAAUAUUGAAGAAGAAAUAUCCUAGGAAGAAAGAAAAAUGGAGAAGAGGAUGAUUUCUUCAAUGAUCGUGAUAAUGAUGUGCAUAACAUCGACAUGCCUCACCCCAUUGGCAUCUGCCAAAGCUGGAAAAGCCUCCUAUUAUACCGAUUAUACUCCAUCUUCAUGUUACGGGUUCGAGAAUCAAGGAACUUUGAUAGCGGCGGCAAACCGUGCAUUGUUCAACAAUAAGGCUGCAUGCGGAAGGAGGUACAGGGUCACAUGCACCGGCCGGACAAACCAAGGCGUCCUACAGCCGUGCCGCGGCGGAAGCGUGACUGUUAAGAUAGUGGAUCUGUGCCCUGGAUGCGCUGCCGAUCAGCUUGAUCUGUCUAAGGAAGCUUUCUCCGCCAUCGCCGAUCCUAAUGCCGGUCUCAUCAACAUCGAUUAUGUCCAGGUUUGAAGCUGAAUUUGAAGGGAAUAAAUUGUGGUUUCAAGAUGCCAUGCCUACAAAAUAUAUUGGUUUUGAUUUCCUUUCCUUAUAUCUUCCAUCUCCCACUAAUAAAUAUGGAUUGAUCGCAUGUUAUUAUGUAUGUCAAAUAAAUAAUGAAAUGAAUUAAGUACCGGUGUUUUAUGUUCA